AAGAAGAGUCCGAUACAUUCAUUUCUAUUAAAUCAAUGUUGAUACAAUAUUCGUCUCCCCACGUUGCUGUAUUUUCAUUGAUUCUGCUUUUGCGCAACAUUCCCGGGCGUAUCCUUGCCACCAUGAUCACACACUCGCCCUUUGUGGCUACUGAGAGCGCGACAGAGAGAGCGGCAAGAGACAGAGCCUCCAUGGUGCCUGAUCGAGUGUCUGCACCAAACUAGUGGACAACAGAUUAUCGCUUCGCAUUCAUGGUGCUCUGCCUGCAGCAAAGAAAGCGACUUUGAGACGACAUUCUGAAAUAUUGCAUCAUCGAUACUACCCGACCUAAGGCUACCAGCCCACAAACGUCUCUGGAAAUGUCAUGGCUUUCCUGGGACGCCACCGGUGGCACACGAUUAGCCCACCAAAUUUGUCUACUUUGCAACCAUCGUCUCACGAAACAACACAUCGGCUAUCACAGAUAGACAACUUGAUAAAGCCACACAAGAAGUGAGGUGUAUGUCUCGUGGAUAAAUCUAGUCCAGACCCUCUCCCACCACAAUAGAUGAGUUGGUGUAGGUGAAAGUUCGAGGGUUGGGACAGGAUGUCGGUGAGUGAGUGCAAACACCUAUCAAAAGUUCAGUGGUUCGGAUAUUGCCUUCAAAUCCAUCUCCGUGGAUGCCGUCCCG
This is a messenger RNA of Ectocarpus sp. CCAP 1310/34, 671 nucleotides long. The record is from the annotation of a GenBank genome assembly. Lineage: Eukaryota; Phaeophyceae; Ectocarpales; Ectocarpaceae.